Molecule: messenger RNA, 1740 nt
Organism: Colletotrichum fioriniae
Lineage: Eukaryota; Fungi; Ascomycota; Sordariomycetes; Glomerellales; Glomerellaceae
Gene: PHO8
Product: vacuolar alkaline phosphatase
Biological process (GO): dephosphorylation
Cellular component (GO): fungal-type vacuole membrane
Molecular function (GO): alkaline phosphatase activity
Source: RefSeq, a predicted model, not a curated record
AUGGCUAACACCACAAACGCGCAGUCUUCCGAACGGACGCCCCUCAUCAACGACCGCCGCGAAGGCGACGACAGCGACGACUCCUCCCGGACGCCCCCGGGUCCUUCGCGCCUCCGCGAAAUCGUCCUUUUCGUCUGGGCCCUCCUCGCCACAGCAGCUCUCAUCGUCCUCGCGGUAUGGACCCAGCACAGGAGCUCGACAAAGUUCCCGAGGCCCGCUGAGGGCAAGCGCAACCUCAUUUUCAUGGUCUCAGACGGCAUGGGCCCGGCCUCGCUCUCCCUGACGCGCAGCUUCCGCCAGCACGUCGAGGGCCUCCCCGAAGACGACGUCCUCACUCUCGACAGGCACUUCUGGGGCUCCUCCCGCACCCGCUCCUCAAACUCCCUCGUCACCGACAGCGCCGCCGGCGCCACCGCCUUCUCCUGCGGGAAAAAGAGCUACAACGGCGCAAUCUCCGUCCUCCCCGACUACGAACCCUGCGGCACCGUCCUCGAGGCCGCCAAGCGUGCGGGCUUCAUGACCGGCCUCGUCGUCACCACCGACAUCACGGACGCCACACCCGCCUGCUUCGCCAGCCACGUCCUCACCCGCGCCAUGAACGACGACAUUGCCCUUCAGGAGGUCGGCGACGGUCCCCUCGGCCGCGUCGUCGACAUCAUGCUCGGCGGUGGCCGCUGCCACUUCCUCCCCAACGGCACCGACGGCAGCUGCAGACUCGACAACACGGACGUCGUCAAGAAGGCCCAGGACGAGUUUGGCUGGACCUACGCCGGCGACCGCGCGGGCUUUGACGCCCUCGAGGGCGGCGAAAAGGUCUCGUUCCCCCAGCUCGGCCUCUUUGCCCACUACGAUAUCCCCUUUGAGAUUGACCGCCGCAACAUGAGCGACGUCUACCCCAGCCUGAGCGAGAUGGCCGCCACGGCCCUGCGCGCCCUCGAAAAGGCCACGGAGAACAGCGACAAGGGCUUCUUCCUCAUGAUCGAGGGCAGCAGGAUCGACCACGCCGGCCACAUCAACGACCCCGCCGCACAGGUUCGGGAAGUCCUCGAGUACGACAAGGCUUUCAAGCUCGUCUCCGACUUUGUCAAGGACAGCAAGACAGAGUCCCUCUUGGUGGCCACCAGCGAUCACGAGACUGGUGGCCUCGCUACUGCUCUGCAGGAGCCCGGACACCUCCCCGUCUACAACUGGUACCCCAAGGCCCUCGCAAAGGCCUCCGCCUCCGCCGAGCUGCUCUCCAAAAAGUUCCUGCAAAAGAUCGCCUCCACCAGCGGCAAGACCCUUAACAAGGAGGAGCUCAAGCAAUGGGUCAACAAGGAGCUCGUCGUCCCCGGCCUCGGCAUCGACAAUGCCCACCCGGAGGAGCUCCAGGCUCUCGUCGACCACCCGGAGGUCUCGGUCCAGACCUUCGCCGCCAUGAUUAGCCUCCGCGCCCACGUCGGCUGGAGCACCCACGGCCACACGGCGCUCGACGUCAACGUCUACAGCACCGGCGGUGACGAGGCCCAGAAGAUCCGCGGCAACAUUGAGAACACGGACGUUGGCAAGUUCCUUCGUGGGUACCUCAACGUCGACGUCGACGCCAUCACCGAGGAGUUGAAGGAGAAGAUGAACAAGAAGCAGCUCGGCGUCAUGAACCUCCAGCAGCAGCAGAUGGCGGCCUUGGCCGACGACCCUAGCACCUGGAGCCAAAGCCAGAGCUUGGAGUACGCCCACCUGGUAAAGGCAGGAGCUGCAUAA